AUGUACCAGUUUUUCAUGAAGGCGUUUCGACAAACGGCCCAUCCUGUGCGGGAGAUUUCGCACCAUGGGAACUUCGUCAGCUGUACGAAGUUCAGUCCCCCGAACCGGCCGCUAUCGCUGAUCGCCAUACGCAUCUGCAAAUCUUCGCCUUACCGCCCCAUCUCCCCGGCCUUCCUGUCCAAGCGCCCCAUCAACCCCAAAUCCAUCUGGAGAGCAUAA
Molecule: messenger RNA, 219 nt
Organism: Peronospora matthiolae
Lineage: Eukaryota; Oomycota; Peronosporomycetes; Peronosporales; Peronosporaceae
Source: the annotation of a GenBank genome assembly